This is a messenger RNA of Pseudopipra pipra, 605 nucleotides long. Its product is annotated as ankyrin repeat domain-containing protein 26-like. Lineage: Eukaryota; Metazoa; Chordata; Aves; Passeriformes; Pipridae. The record is from RefSeq and is a predicted model, not a curated record. The transcript has 4 exons. Bases 9 to 605 code for a protein of 198 amino acids.
UGGAGGAAAUGAAGAAGAGUUAUUCUGAAAAGGUCAAGGAAGUUGACAGAUUACGAAGAGAGGUUGCUGAACUUUCCCAGCAGCUGGACAGGGAAUGUCAAAAGUGCACGCAGCUGGAAGCCAAAAAUCAAGAUUUGCAAGACGAACUGUCUACCCUGCGUGGGAAGUGCGAGAACCUGGAGAUGGACAAAUGCCAGCUGCAAGAAGAGCUGGCAAAACUCCGGCAUCAUUUGGAGACUGACUUGGUGGAUCGCAGCCAACUCGAACAAUGGAAAAAAGAGGUGGAAGAGCAAGCCGACCGGGAACUCAGACAAAAACUCCAGGAAGUCAAUGAGUUUUUGCAAGCACAGGCAGCCCACCAGGACACAUUAGAAAAAAUCCGAAGCAGUCAUCUGGACUCCCUGAAAAACCAGUUAGAAGAGAGAAUUAGAGAUCUUGACCGUGCACUGGGAAGGAUAAGAAGCAACCAAGCAGAAAGACCUUUUCAAAAAGAAUCCACCCAGGCAGAAGUGGAAAAGUAUAAAGAACUGUAUGUGGUGGAAGCAAAAAGCAGAAAAAGCCUCGCCAAGAAACUGGAAAGAGUUCCAGCAGUAACAGCACAGUAG